AUGUACAUUUUCAUUACACUGACCUAUGCUAUAUCGUCAUUACAUCUCCUACUUGCCUUCACCAGUAUCAUUAUUGGCAUCAUUUCACAAAGUCGAUCGACUGUUUGGAUUGCACAUAGUGUCUCACCGAUAUGGGCCGGUAUUUUCUUCGCUUCCUGUGGUGGAAUUGGAAUAAUAUGCGCACGUCAAAAAGGUCUCUAUGUGAUAUUAUGCUAUGUAGCAUUAAGCAUCGUCACACUGAUUGUGGAUUUUGUUAAUAUUCAACUGUUACGUUUAGGACUUGUUAAUAUUACUACCGACGGCGAAGCUUAUUUGAAAGAGCGGAAAGAUAUACUUGUACUUGUUGCCAUACUCAUAUCAUCCAUAGAAUGUUUAGUUUGCUUGUUAAGUCUAUCUCUGGGUAUUCGUUUAUCCUACGAUGCAGCUCAUAAAAAAUUUCGUAAAAAAGAAGGUGCAUUUUUUGUACAGGUACUUUCGGAAAAGGAAAUUGUGGUCGUUUCUAAAGCACCAUCAUCAAAACAGUCGGGUUCUGGUCCUCAAUCUGUUCAAUCAUUCGAGUGUGCGUCGGCGUAA
Messenger RNA from Adineta ricciae, 573 nucleotides. The record is from the annotation of a GenBank genome assembly. NCBI's taxonomy places the organism in Eukaryota, Metazoa, Rotifera, Eurotatoria, Adinetida, Adinetidae.